AUGUCAGGAUACGCUUCAACCACUACAGCAACAUUAUUCACGUCGUACGGUUGGCCAUCCGAUGCUGUUUCUCUAGGCAGCUUAUCGCCUGUAUACAGCAAACGUGAAGAAGAGCCGGUGCGUUCCUUGCUUAAGGCAUUGAUCAAAAACCACCAUGAUGUAUUUCACAUUGAGCAUCGUGACAAACCAAAUGAAUUGGCACGUGUACUUGUAGCUCUACAUGAUCUGGGAGCAACACGAGAAAAAAUCGUUCAGGGUUACUACAAAGUUAUCCCUACCCUUGUUCCACUUUUACACACUAAUCAAAAAGCGCUUACCAUUACACGAGAUUCAUGGAAGGAUUACCUUGGCGACACACAGUACUAUAGAGCGUAUUUGGCCUUUUUUACCGAUCAAAUACAAGAUCUAGGAAUAGAAUCGACAAUCGACAACUUCCUUUUUGAUAUCGACAGCCCUUUAUCGACUUCUUUUGGUGCUCAAUUGCAGCCGCUGGUGCAUAUGACCUUUGGACUUGAAUAUGGAAUGCAAGACAUUGUAGCUCAAGGCCUUGCUUAUCUUGCCAGCAGCCACACAGAUAUACAACUUCUUAUUCAAGAAUACGAUAAUGGUCAUUGUGCCCAUGAACCCGAACACAUUCUCUUUGACAUGGUGGCUGCCGAUCCUCGCUUUGAUGGACGUAUGGAGACUGCUGACACUGUACCUGCCGCCAUUAAAAUACUACUCAAGAGUCAAGCAAGCCUACUAGCCACCUAUGUCAACACCGCAUCUCUUCGUUCUCCUGAACAACUCGUACACCUUGCUGCAAAACUUUUGCCGAUUAUGCAACAUUGUCGCAGUGGAGCAAGUCUGCUUGCGUCAGCUUUGGCUAUUCAAGCUUGGGCAUCCACAGGUAGAAACGUCGACCAAUUACUUCGAAUCCAAUGGUUGGCAACUCUUUGCACAUACAUCGCUGAAAAUCGACCAAUGCCUCCUGCCCAUACAUCAUCUAUUGAUAUUACACCUAAAGCCAGCCAUGAGAACAACGACCUUUGCCUUUGGCAAAAGCUGAUUGAUCGAGUCCUCAAUGCUGUUAUAUGGUGA
Messenger RNA from Lichtheimia ornata, 1080 nucleotides. RefSeq lists its product as uncharacterized. NCBI's taxonomy places the organism in Eukaryota, Fungi, Mucoromycota, Mucoromycetes, Mucorales, Lichtheimiaceae. Gene Ontology annotation, molecular function: oxidoreductase activity. The record is from RefSeq and is a predicted model, not a curated record. The transcript has 4 exons. The coding region runs from base 1 to 1080 and encodes 359 amino acids.